Messenger RNA from Gongylonema pulchrum, 192 nucleotides. The record is from the annotation of a GenBank genome assembly. NCBI's taxonomy places the organism in Eukaryota, Metazoa, Nematoda, Chromadorea, Rhabditida, Gongylonematidae.
CAUGACAUGAGAAGCGGUUCGUCGUGUGCGGAAGUUGUUCGUUCGGUUUUGCUGGCCAGCUGUGACGGGUCGCGCACAAAUUUACCGGAUCAUAAUGUUUUCCUGGAUUUCGAAAAUGCCGUCCCAUCCGAGUCCGAAAUGCAUCUCUGCUCGUUGGCCGAAAAAGUAUGUGAAAAUUUUCUUAAUUCUUAG